AUGGCAUUUCAAGAUUUCGACCAAAUCUCGGAACGCCGAAGGCUCGAAAGAGAACAAAAGCUCAAACAGCGGAUCAUGAUUGGUGUCGUCGUAGCCAUUUUGCUUCUUUCAGGCGCCRUCGCCGCUUUCUUGAUUUUCCUCAACAAUUCCCAAGAAAACGACGCCAAUGAUGACGUUGAUAACUUGCCAAACGUAAACGACGACAACAACGACAACGGCAAGAAUGGCAACAGCGGAAACAAGCCAUCUGAGGAUGGAAACAAAGACCAAAAAGUUUUGCAAACUCAAAAGGCCGUUAAAACGGCUUGUUUAUCGACGGAUUAUAAAGAAACGUGCGAGACCCGGCUUGAGAAAACRUUGAGUUCUAAAUCGUGGUCGUCGCUGAAACCGAAUGAUCUCGUUAAUGCUGCGAUAGCCGCGGCCUCUGAUGAGCUCGAUGCCGCCAUUAGACAAACCUCCACGGUCAUGAAGGCCGAAACGGCUUCUAAAGAGCAGAAAGCUUCAUAUGAAGUUUGUAAGCAAGUUCUCGAAGAUGCCCAAGACGAUUUCAAUCGUUCACGAAAUGCAGCCACAGGAAGCGCUGCAACUCGGGAUUUAGACAGUUGGUUGAGUGCGGUAAUCUCGUAUCAGCAAACGUGCGUCGAUGCGAUUACAGAAGAGGCAACUCGGGUUAGUGUCGAGAAGUCUUUGAAGAUGGCCAAGGAGCUCACGAGCAAUUCACUUGCGAUAGUGUCGUCGUUUGAUAAAGGAGGAGCACCACCGCCUGCCAUCGCCGCCACCAACCGCCGUCUUCUAUCGGGAAAUGCAGAUAAGGARCUUCCUAAGUGGAUGACCCCUGACAUACGCAGGUUGCUAAAGGCCGAUGCGCCUAGCCAGACUCCGAACGUAACCGUCGCUAAAGAUGGUUCGGGAGAUUUUACGACGAUUUCUAAGACGCUGGAAUCGUUGCCCCAAAAGUAUCAAGGGCGGUAUGUCAUCUACAUUAAAGGGGGAGUUUACGAAGAGAACGUGAUCGUAACGAAACAAAUGGCGAACGUCACCAUUUACGGUGACGGAUCGCAGAAAACCGUCAUCACCGGAAGCAAAAAUUUUGUAGAUGGAGUUCCUACAUUUCAAACAGCAACAUUUGCGGCUAUCGGGAGAGGAUUUAUGGCGCAAUCGAUCGGUUUUAGAAAUACAGCAGGUCCCGAGAAGCAUCAAGCGGUGGCGCUAAGAGUGCAAUCCGAUUGUUCGGUCUUCUUGAAUUGUCGAAUGGAGGGAUAUCAAGACACAUUGUAUGCCCAAACACACAGGCAAUUCUAUCGCGGAUGCUACAUAAUGGGAACGAUAGAUUUCAUAUUCGGGGAUGCGGCUGCAAUCUUCCAAACAUGCGAUAUCGUCAUCAGGAAACCGAUGGAGAAUCAGCAAAACACCGUGACUGCUCAGGGAAGAACCGACAAGCACCAAACGACAGGGAUCGUGUUACAGAAAUGCAAGAUUGCCGCAGAUUCUUCGCUGAAGCCAGAACAGUCGAAGAUCAAGAGUUAUCUUGGGAGGCCAUGGAAAGAAUACUCGAGAACGGUCGUGAUGGAAUCGGAGAUUGAAGACGUUGUUGAUCCUGUAGGUUGGUUGCCGUGGGAAGGAGAGUUUGCCCUCCAGACGUUGUUUUACGCAGAGUAUAACAACAUCGGUGCCGGAUCGCAUCUCAAAGAUAGAGUGAAGUGGGGAGGUUAUCAGGCCGAUUUCAAGAAAGAAGAAGCGUUUAAGUACACGGUUGGCCCGUUUAUACAAGGCGAAAGCUGGGUAAAAGCUGCUAAUGUUCCUGUUCGUGUCGGCUUUUACAGCUAG
Messenger RNA from Cynara cardunculus var. scolymus (artichoke), 1827 nucleotides. RefSeq names its product pectinesterase-like. Lineage: Eukaryota; Viridiplantae; Streptophyta; Magnoliopsida; Asterales; Asteraceae. Gene Ontology annotation, molecular function: pectinesterase activity; pectinesterase inhibitor activity. The record is from RefSeq and is a predicted model, not a curated record. Gene Ontology annotation, biological process: cell wall modification. The transcript has 2 exons. Bases 1 to 1827 code for a protein of 608 amino acids.